CAAACAGAAUCCGUCCCCGCAGUCCUCCCCCUCCUCCUCCAGCACCCUCCCCAGAACUACAAAAACAACAACACCACUCUCCAGAACAGAGAAUCACUGAGAAAUGUUUUAAAAAUGCUCUGCUCCCCCCAUUCAUGCGAUCUCAAUCGCCUGCUUGCGUCCAGCCAAUCCCAGGCCCACCUUCCCUUCUCCCUUCCAAUAGCCAGAGGCUGACCUAUGACCUUCCAAAGAAGGAACCAGACAUUGGGAGUCAUCCAUGGGAUCCAGACUACUCAUACAAUAUCCCAGAAGGCAGUGGGGAAGAGAUGAAGCAUCCAAACACCACCGGCAGCAGUGGAUCUGCACAGAAGUCAGCUCCAGCCUUGCCACCAAGACCUUCCUUUAUGAAGUCCUGUCCGGAAUACCUAGUUCUGUUGCCUGAUUCUUUCUCCUCCUCAAAGUCCUCCUCUUCAUCCUCCAGAUCAAGGGAACCAUUGGUAGGGAAUCCAAAUGUGAUCCUAGUCAGUUUGUGGGAGCUGAUAUCAGAGGAAAACGUGUUCACCAUAGAGGGAGAGCCCACCUGCUGUUCCCGGUGUGGCUCUGUGCUGGACUCCUUCUAUGACAAUGUGUCAUCAUUGGAACCACCUACCUCAUCAUCUGCCACCUGUCUCGGUUGCCGGGACAGUGUCUUCCUGUUGACCCCUGGUGACAAGGCCCUGGCCCUUACAGACACACUGCUCCUGUUCUGUAUCGACAUCUCAGCGUCCAUGAGUAUCACCUCCCAGGUUUGA
Oncorhynchus kisutch (coho salmon) is the source of this 770-nucleotide messenger RNA. RefSeq lists its product as uncharacterized. The coding region runs from base 135 to 770 and encodes 211 amino acids. The transcript is spliced from 6 exons. Lineage: Eukaryota; Metazoa; Chordata; Actinopteri; Salmoniformes; Salmonidae. The record is from RefSeq and is a predicted model, not a curated record.